Molecule: messenger RNA, 1043 nt
Organism: Anopheles maculipalpis
Lineage: Eukaryota; Metazoa; Arthropoda; Insecta; Diptera; Culicidae
Product: syntenin-1-like
Exons: 3
Coding region: 29-1036 (335 amino acids)
Cellular component (GO): cytoplasm; plasma membrane
Molecular function (GO): protein binding
Source: RefSeq, a predicted model, not a curated record
UUUUUUUUUUUCAUUUGCAGCAUUCACAAUGUCGCUCUAUCCGUCGCUGGAAGAUAUGAUGGUGGACAAGAUGGUCCAAUCACAAAACACGGCUAUUGCAACAGCCGUGGCACAACAACAGCAACAGUAUCAGCCUUAUCCACCGUCAGCACCUGCUACGAAGGAUGCUUACGGUGGUUUGUAUCCUAGCUUCACGAACGAAAACACAUCCGGAAUUGCGGAUGCGAACCGUUCCACACCCGCAGCUGGUGCCGCUGGACUAAUGUAUCCCGACCUUUACGAGUAUAUGGGUCUGGAGCUGUCGAAGGAAAUGAUUCAAGCGAACCUCCCACAGUACGUGCCACAGCCAAACGUUGCUUCAACCGCGAUCAUGCAGCAACAGUCCGCCGUUGCGAUCGUUAACAAUGCUAACAUGGUCGCACCCGUCACCGGUCACUUUACCGGGCUGCAGCGUGGUCAGGUGACUAAUGGAAUACGUGAGCUUAUAAUGUGUAAGGGCGCGGACAAGAAAGUUGGCCUUCGGGUGCAGGCGAUCAAUAAGGGCAUUUUUGUGUGCGUGGUCGUCAAGAAUAGUCCAGCCGCAUUGGCCGGUUUGCGUUUCGGUGAUCAGAUACUGCAGAUCAAUGGUACGCUGGUGGCUGGCUUUUCUGUGGACGAUGUGCACAAGCUGCUGAAGAAGAGCGAUAAGAAUAACAUUUCGGUUGUGGUGCGCGAUCGACCCUUCGAGCGAGCCAUCACACUGCACAAGGACUCAUCCGGUAGCUUCGGUUUCCAGUUCAACAACGGUACGAUCACGGCCAUCGUGAAGGACUCUUCAGCAGCUCGCAACGGACUGCUGAUCGAUCAGCAACUGCUAGAAGUGAACGGUCAGAACGUGAUCGCCCUGAAGGACAAAGAGAUCGGCCAGCUGAUCAGUGCGUCCGAGCAAGUUAUUACGCUCACGAUCGUACCGAAGAUGAUCUACGACGUGAUGAUGAAGAAAUUGUCCACCUCAUGGUUGCGGGGCAAGAUGGACCAUUCGGUGCCGGAUUUUUAAAAAUCUC